This is a messenger RNA of Umbelopsis ramanniana AG, 1018 nucleotides long. RefSeq lists its product as uncharacterized. NCBI's taxonomy places the organism in Eukaryota, Fungi, Mucoromycota, Umbelopsidomycetes, Umbelopsidales, Umbelopsidaceae. The record is from RefSeq and is a predicted model, not a curated record. The coding region runs from base 77 to 979 and encodes 300 amino acids. The transcript has a single exon.
CACGCAUGUUCACGCGCAGUUUCAGUAAAUUAAUAAAAACCCCCAAGUUUUCUACUUCCAUUGUUCAUUAAACACAAUGUCAUAUCAAAACACUUCAAAAACUGGACAGAAUAGGUUUGGAGUAUUCCAAUCUAUCGAUCCAAUCUUACCUCUCGCUGCUAUCUUCGGGUCUAGAGCAUUAUUAGGCGCUACAUUGUUAGCUUCUGCUCUCCUUCCUAGGCCACUUGCUGCAGGCGCUGGCGUUAUUGCGUUGAUUUCUGCAUACAGGAAUGCAAUCAGCUUCACUUUCAAAUCCUACUUGUUUCCAGAAAAUCCCAAAAAACUCACAUUGGGAGAAAAGCGUUCAGUCAACCUCGAUACCAAUUCUACCGAACCUAUCCCUUUCCGAGUGGCACCGGUCAUCAAGGGAGAUUUCUGUGUCUUUUUGAUUGGUUUUAGAGUCAAUGGAUUUGCACGCGGCGGCGAUAGCGGUUGGCUCGGACAAGCCAUGUCAGACAUGUUAGCGGAACUCCAAGAUCAACCAGAACUUGGCUGUAUGAACUGCGAUUCAUAUGUCUCACCCAACCCCCUUGGAGGAUCUACAUUUUUGCUUGUUCAAUACUGGAGAUCGUAUGAGCAGCUGGUAAACUACGCUCGCGGACAAGAUCUGAAGCACUAUCCUGCUUGGAUGCGCGUAAUGAAGGAGUCUAAAUCAAAUGGAGCUCUUGGUGGUAUUUGGCACGAGACAUUCAAGGUCAGAGAUGGUGAAUACGAAGGUAUCUAUGUCAACACUCCACCUUUCGGGUUAGGAAAAGUUGGUCUCGUACCUGCUAUUGGAAAGAUGACCACCUCUAAGGGACGUACAGGUGAUUCGGAUGGAAAGGAUUAUUUAGAAGGAACUGAUGAGGCCUAUACGAACCUUAACAAAAUCAAUGUUGAGGUUCAAAAAUGUCCUAUUUCCGGUGCGGAAGGAGCUCAAUGCCCUGUUCCCCAUGCAUGAUUGACUGUAUAGAAUAUAAAUGCUGUAACAUCAAAUAAU